Molecule: messenger RNA, 834 nt
Organism: Durusdinium trenchii
Lineage: Eukaryota; Dinophyceae; Suessiales; Symbiodiniaceae
Source: the annotation of a GenBank genome assembly
AUGCCUUCAAGAGGCGAAAGGUUGAGUCGCGUCGCGAAGAGUUUGGAUAUGAUGCAGGCCACGCUGCGGGAGAUGCAACAGACACAUGCGGCGAUGCUGAGGCAGUUCUAUCCUGAAGAUGCAGUGAAGCCGCAAACCUUGCCACCUGCACCUCGUCCAACCGUCCACCAGGGCGGUGGGCCCGGUGCAUCGGUGCCACGCGGAGGAGCGACGGCAGGAGAUCAAAAUGGACUUUGCUGGCAGAAGGGAGACGGGAUUUGCAUGAGGUGUGCCUAUGUGCCUGCGGGUGCUUUGAGGUAUUCUUUGUCUGGGGCUGAGUUGUCCGGGAAAGGGGGACAGGACAUCACCAUCGGUGGUACCGCCGCCGGGCGCGUCGUCAUGGAGCUUCGAGCGGAUGUGGUGCCGAAGACGGCGGAGAACUUCCGAUGCCUUUGCACCGGAGAGAAGGGCAUGGGGAAGUCAGGCAAGCCUCUUCACUUCAAAGGAAGCGCCUUCCACCGCGUGAUCCCCGACUUCAUGUGCCAGGGGGGCGACUUCACUGCAGGGAACGGCACAGGCGGCGAGUCCAUCUAUGGCGCGAAGUUCGCAGAUGAGAACUUUACCCUGAAGCACACCGGGCCUGGAACCCUGUCUAUGGCCAAUGCCGGUCCGAACACCAAUGGCUCGCAGUUCUUCCUUUGCACGGUGAAGACUAGCUGGCUGGAUGGCAAGCAUUGCGUCUUCGGUUCGGUCACAGAGGGAAUGGAUGUGGUGAAGAAGGUCGAGGCCGUUGGCUCCCAGUCAGGCAAAACCUCCAAGCCCGUUGUGGUGGCGGACUGCGGUCAACUGGCGUGA